CUCUAUUUCGUUGCAGCAGGAUUGCAGGAGGUCGCCUAUGACCGUGCCGGACGACACCGCCAGCGAGUAUUUUUUGAGAGAACUUUUCAAUGUGAGAUUUGAAUUGGUUCACUUGGAAAGUUUAACAGUCGAGAUUUUAGGAAUUCUCGGAAUUUCUCCGAUUCCUCACCGAGAAAUUUGCAGAAACUGUAAAGGAGAAGAAGUGAAAGAUGCAUCGGAUCGGCCGGAGACUGAUAAGUGCCAUACUCGGCCAGCCGCUGGAAAACUGGCACCUCCAGGCCCUAUCACUGUAUGUUUUGAGAUUAAAAGGAAUUGCUUGCAAUCAAUACAGAUAUUAAUUCCAACUCAUCCAGGUGUGAUGGCAUCGAGCUGCUCCUUCAGUGUUCCAGAAAUCUUUUCUGGCUGUAUAGAUGGUAAUUGUAACGAGCAUGGAAGUAUGAGCCAGGUAAAAAUCAUUAGGGCAAGAGAUUGAUGGAUAACCUACCCUUCCAGGAAGCACUCGUUCUCCGAGCGACAAAAGAAGGUGGGUAAAUUCAGCUUCAGAUUCUGCCAACUCCUGAUGCAGACGAGCCCUUGAUAUAUUUGCAUUGUCCACUUUUCUCCUAU
This is a messenger RNA of Tripterygium wilfordii, 606 nucleotides long. RefSeq lists its product as uncharacterized. The record is from RefSeq and is a predicted model, not a curated record. The coding region runs from base 38 to 472 and encodes 144 amino acids. The transcript is spliced from 5 exons. Lineage: Eukaryota; Viridiplantae; Streptophyta; Magnoliopsida; Celastrales; Celastraceae.